Molecule: messenger RNA, 2003 nt
Organism: Amyelois transitella
Lineage: Eukaryota; Metazoa; Arthropoda; Insecta; Lepidoptera; Pyralidae
Product: cytochrome P450 CYP12A2
Exons: 10
Coding region: 275-1828 (517 amino acids)
Molecular function (GO): oxidoreductase activity, acting on paired donors, with incorporation or reduction of molecular oxygen; monooxygenase activity; iron ion binding
Source: RefSeq, a predicted model, not a curated record
UUCCUUGCCAGUUGCGCGUAGAAACGCAAUGUUGUGUGUUGUUUUAACUUGACUAUCAAUAUGUUUAAUCCAGUAUAAACAAAACAAUUGUAUCACGGUGAUACGUAUAAAGGCUUUCAUUGACAGUCAAUUUAAUCUAUAACUGUUUUUCUGUUUUGAUCAUUUUGAAGUGUAAUGAUGUGAACAGUUGUGAUAGCAGGCUGAUAAUCUGAUACCUUCUUUUUAUGUUCUUUAUAACCCGUGUUUCGUCGGUAGUCGAUUAGUUUGUGCCAAUAUGCAGUCGUGUAAGUUAAGAUCUGUGUUGACGUCGACUGUAAGUUGGAGUAAGCUUCCUUUGCAGAGAUAUGUAGCCGUAAACUCAGCUGCAGUGAAUGAACACCAAGACGUGAAGGUGGAAGGGAAGCCAUGGAAGGAGAUACCCGGCCCUUCGGCUCUUCCCUUGAUCGGACAAAUACACCACUUUUUACCUGGAGGCAUAUUUUAUAAUACCACAACCCGAAACGAUUAUGCUAGGAAAGCAUACGAAUUGUACGGUCCAAUGGUACGACUAGAUGGACUGCUGGGCAGAGAACCUAUGGUUUUGUUGUUCGAUGCAGAAAGUGCAGCCCAAAUACUUCGGGGUGAGAAUAUGUUACCUGUACGUCCAGGAUUUCAAUCUCUAGCGUAUUACAGAUCUACCUACAAAUAUAAAGGAACUGGCGAAAAGACAGGCGAGCCAACAGGACUGAUUACAGAUCAUGGUGACACUUGGAAAAGAUUCAGGUCUGCAGUCAAUCCAGUGUUAUUGCAACCUAAGACUAUAAAACUGUACAGAUCAGCUCUUGACGAAGUUGCUCAAGAUAUGAUUAAGAGGAUAAAAUCCGUUAGAGGAGAAGAUAACAUGUUAAAAACAAAGUUUGACGUUGAAAUGAAUCUAUGGGCCUUAGAAUCAAUAGGAGUUGUGGCCCUCGGAGGUCGGUUGAAUUGCUUUGAUCCGAAACUUCCAGAAGAUGCUCCUGCGAGGCAGCUGAUAAGAGUCGUGCAUGAUAUAUUUAAAGUAGCUGAAGAACUAGAUUUUAAGCCCAGUUUGUGGAGAUACUUUGCAACGCCUACUUUCAAAAAAGCCAUGCACAUUUAUAGUGAACAGGAAAGAUUAUCGAUAUAUUUUGUAAAUAAAGCAAAAGAAGACCUCAAAAAUAAACAAAAGAGUGACGACGAGAAAGGUGUAUUGGAAAAACUAUUGGAUAUUGAUGAGAAAAUAGCGCAUAUCAUGGCAUCAGAUAUGUUAUUUGCUGGUGUUGAUACAACAGCAAAUACGAUUAUAUUUACUCUUUAUCUUCUUGCGGUUAAUCCAGAAAAACAAGAGAAGCUCCGGGAAGAGAUUUUGUCAACCAAUCAUGAAGAUAAAAGACCGUACCUUAGAGCUUGCGUUAAAGAGUCUUUGAGACUUACGCCUGUUGUUAAUGGAAAUAUUCGACAAACCACAAAGGAAUAUAAUAUUAUGGGCUAUAAAAUCCCCAAAGGCAUGUUUGUUGCCUUCAUGCACCAGGACAUGUCGUGUUCUGAAGAGUAUUACCUAAAUGCUCAAGAGUUUAUUCCUGAAAGGUGGAUCGCCCCAAAAGACGAUCCGCUGUACUAUGGAAACGCUCAUCCAUUUGCAUAUAAUCCAUUUGGUUUCGGAACUCGCAUGUGUAUAGGUCGCCGCAUAGCUGAGCUAGAAAUCCAGACAUUCCUUGCACAUCUAAUACAGAACUUCAAAGUGGAGUGGUUCGGUCCACCCCUGAAAGUGACACUUACCUCACUAAAUUAUGCAACAGCACCGUAUAAUUUUAUUUUAAAAGAUGUGUAAAACCAAAAUCAUUUUUAGUUACUAUUAGUUACUACUAAUAAUUCGAAUGAAAAAGGGAAUGUAACUUUUCGACAAAAUAAUCGUACAGUUCAUUCCAAGUGUAUAGUAAUAAUUUUUAAAGCAUUUAGUAUUUAUACGAGUAUAUUGAAAACACGCUUAUUAUUCAUUGUAUUAC